AUGUCACCUGCAGCGAUUCCCGAGGAGCUGCAGCCGCAGCCGGAUCUGCACCAGGAUCAGCUCCAAGCUGUGGGCAAAGCAUUCGAUGCCCUGCUACUAACUCUCUACCGACUUACCCACAGACACAAUGACCUCAAGCAAUACACCCAGGAGGCUUUCAAAGAGUACACAAACGUGACAAGAUUACUGCCACCCCAAGAUAGGCCUCAUGCGAUGGAGGUACAGCAAAGGUUACUGGAUCAACAGAAACAAUUGUGUGAAGGGCUUGUCCUCAGCAGGCCCGUCGAAGAACAGUCGUUGAAUUCAAUGGAAAUAAUGAAGACGCUCGUUUCGCACCAAAACGUAGACGAAAAUACCAUGCGGGCCAUCGUGGACGGGGUCAAAGGGUACAAGGCUCUGCUCCGCUCCGAUGGCCUGUCCCAAAUAUCCUCCGCGGACUCGUGUCUCUUCGCACGCGGCCCUGACCUCUCUUCCCUGGAGCAAGACUUUACUACCAACGGGACCCAAGGCAGUCUCCACUGUCCCUUUUCCAAACCCAAGUCUCCCCGUCCGGGCAGUGACAUGGCAUCCAGAAAAGACGACGGAGGACCUAAGAUCCAGAUUGAUACCUGCGGUCACGAUCAUCUGGAUCCCAUCAAGGCCGACCAGGAAGAGCGUCGAUCCAGUACCACCCCUUCGGUCGGUCGAUCUUCCCAAGGACGAUGCCCCGUAUCGCGAUGCCCCAUUCGAUACCUGGACAAGCACUCACCGGAGGAGAUUGCCGAAUACGUCGAGCGUCAUAAACAUGAGAUCCCACGGAGCCAUGCCAUCUGCGUGAAGCGAUACCAGAGAGACCCGCAGAACAUGCGUCAGCUGGAUGCCAAGUACGGCGGUCUGAUUAACAUGAUCAGUGGCCUCAGUGCGAAACACCAGGCUUUCCUGCCAGAACGCGAGGCCAACGGCGACGGCGAUGUCGAGGGCGAAGGCGAGGGUCGAUCCGCCCAUUCCACAUCACCUGAACGAGUCGAGAAAUGGGCCGAGGAGGUAGACCCGGUGACUCCAGUACCACCUACACAAGAAGUCGAGGAUCGCGAGAGCCGAUUCGACCGUCCUCUUCGUGAAGUUCGAGUUGGCGAAUCCCCAAGCCGGCCUUGGGGGAUUCCCGUCCCCAUCACCGAAGAGCCUCCCACCUCUUCCACACCAUUCCCCGGAUCGACAUCUGGUCCGAUCUCCCCAGACGCCGUCCCCGUGGAUCCUCUGAACCCGUCCUCUGUCAAGACCCCGGCUAAACCAGCAGGUCGAUGCCCAUUCGGUCACGAUGCUCCUAAAGCAGAACCCGUUGCUAGUCCUCCUGCCCCCGUCCCGGCCCCAGCUCCGGCUCCAGCUGCCACGGUCCACCUCGAAUCUCCCUGGUCCAACUGGGGCAACUUUGACAACGUGGCCAAGGGCGAGACUAUUGAGAAUGACGCGGCAAAGAAGGAUGACGGUACACCCAAGAUCGAUACCAACACUCUCCCUACACACGUCACCUUCAACGGACCAGUGUUCUUUGGAUAUUCCGCCGAGGAGACGGCCAGUCUGAUGCAGCAACUGGCACAGCUGAACCUGGGCAAAUCCUAA
Molecule: messenger RNA, 1599 nt
Organism: Penicillium cataractarum
Lineage: Eukaryota; Fungi; Ascomycota; Eurotiomycetes; Eurotiales; Aspergillaceae
Exons: 2
Coding region: 1-1599 (532 amino acids)
Source: RefSeq, a predicted model, not a curated record